AUGAACAAUACAAAGCCCUGCCUGGGCAACGCCGACGAGCAUUUUGGCCCUGGCAUAGCGACCUCAUGCCGGGGCUUUGACUUCACGAUUCUCUUCGAAGACAUCUUUUGCGUAUUGCUGCCGUCGGCCAUUUUCGUGGUCGCUGCGGGGCUCCGUAUCGCUACGCUGCUGCUCCACCGUCCUUACGGGCGCCAACGUGGACUUGUCGGCCAGAAUGAGCAUCGGCGACGAUGGCCCGGUGUCUUGUUCGUUGCGUUGCUGGCGGCGUACGUGGCACUUGAGGGCGCAGCGGUGGGUGGUGCUCUUCAGAAGCGCGAAAGAGUCGGGCAUGCGCACGUGCACGUGGCAGCGAGUGCUGUCGCGUUUGCGGCUGCGGUGGCGGUGGUGCUGCUCUGGGUGGUGGAGAAGUGCAUAUGCGGAUGCGCGAAGCCGUCGAUGCUGUUGGGUUUGUACCUCUGCGUGCGGCUAUUGCUGCGGAGCGUCACCGUGCGCACCGCGUGGCUCGUGGCGGCAAGCAGUGCCGACACAUCGACGGCGACGGGGACGGCGACGGCGGCACUGGCAGUCCAUAUCCUCUUGGUGGCGGAAGAGGAGUGUGCUCCGCUCCUGCUUCUACGCAGACCACGCGGCCCACGCCAAGAUGCCUGUUCCGCUCGUUCCAUCCGCUCCACUAGCUCGACUAGGACUAGCACAGCGCGAGAGUCACGCGCCGGCUUCCUCGGCCGCAGCCUGCUCACAUGGCUGCUCCCGUUGCUGCGCACAGGCUUCGCGCCAUCCCGCACUCUCAGCGUCGACGACCUGAGCGCCGCCAGCACAGCGCCCUCCAGCUUCACGACUCUGGACGCCUUGCAGCGCAGCAACAGCAACAGCAACCGCAACCGCAACCGCAACCGCAACAAUCAACGGCAUGCCGGCCUCCUCAAGCACGCGCUCACGUGCACUGCGCGUCCCGCUCUUUUGGCACGCGGCCCGGCCCUCACCAUCGCCCUCGUGCAAUACUUUUCGCGCCCGCACAAGCCGCUGGAUCGCGGCCGUGCGCUCAUCGCCGCCUGCUUUCUGCUCUAUAGCGCCAGCGCCGUGGCCAACGCGUGGUAUCGCACGCUUGCCUGUCGCUGGACAGCCGCUGCCCGCGCCUUGCACACUGACCUAAUCAUGCAGAAGCUGGCUCGCCUCCCCGUCGACCGUGUCGCCGAAGCACAGGCUCUCACCAUGAUGAGCUCCGAUGUACAGCGCAUCGCCACUGCCACGAGCUAUGCCCAUGAGCUGUGGGCCGCUCCACUUGAAGUGGCCCUGGCUACAUAUCUGCUUUGGCGACAGCUAGGCCUGUCCUCGCUAGCGACUCUGGCCAUUGCUCUUGUGUGCGCCGGCCUCUCGACAACUCUUGGACGGCGCCUUGUCCCCACGCAACGUACGUGGUUGGAGGCCGCGGAGCGACGAGUCGCGGCCACGCGCAAGUUCCUGGCAUCGCGCAAGGCUGUCAAGAUGAUGGGCAUGGAUGCCACGGUCGCGGCCACCAUUACCGACCUUCGCCAGCAGGAAUUCACCGCAUCGAAACCUUUCCGCAUUCUCACGGUGAGCACCGUAGUAGUGUCUUUUUCCACUCUGUCACUGGCACCCAUUGUCACAUUCGGCGCUUAUAUAGUCAUCCACGGCGCUGCUUUUGACGCCCCGAAGCUGUUCAGCUCACUUGUGCUCAUCAGCCUGCUCGCAAGUCCGCUAGUGCGACUGUUCCAACUUGUCCCUCUCUUCGCGGCAGCGCUGGGAUGCAUUGCUCGAUUGGAAGACUUUCUGUGCCGAGACGAGUCGCACGUGCAUUGUGCAGCGGCGGUGCACCCACCUCACUCUCAACCCCAGCUCGGGACAAACCAAACCAACGCGGAGAAAAGCUCGCGUUAUACUCCGUCUCGCCCGCGAGACAUUGUCCUCGUCGAGGACGUCCACCUGAGGUGGGACUCGCACGUUCUCUUCGCGGGCAUCAAUCUGCGCGUCCCAAAGGGCCACAACGUAGCCAUCACAGGCCCUGUCGGCGCUGGUAAGACUACCCUGCUCCACCUCAUUCUGGGCGAGAUCCCUCCCACCAUGGGAAGCGUCAUUGUGGACAGAUCCGUCCCGAUUGGCUACUGUGCGCAGACACCGUGGCUUGAAAACCAGUCUGCCUACGACAAUGUCUUCCAGCACAGUACACUGAACGAUGCGUGGCGAACAACGAUCAUCGAUGCAUGCGCCAUUCGUCCACUGAUCGAUCCAAAGACUAGCAGCGCUGCUGGCGAGCCGGUUGGAGAUCGAGGCGCCAGGCUCAGCGGCGGGGAAAAACAGCGUUUGGCUCUUGCACGAGCAGUUGCGAUGCGGCCAUCGUUGUUACUCCUCGACGAUCCUUUGAGCGCUGUUGACCGCCGAACUUUGCUUCACAUCACAAAUCGGCUGUUUGGCCCACGCGGCGUUUUGCGUCAAUUGCAAACGACUGUUGUCCAGGUUGCAAAUAAUGACUAUGCGGCCAGCUUCGCCGAUGAGGUCUUCAAACUCGAUGGCAAUGGCUGCCUACAGACUGAUUAUCAGUAUACCAAGCCAGAAUGCAACAUCGACGAUGAACAGCAAUGGAGUGCGGACUGCCAAAGUACUACUGUGGGGCAAGCAGAGAAAGCUACACGGUAUGUGGCAACUACCGCUUCUUCUGGCCCAGGGAAUACCCGUGUGAGUGACACGCAGGUGUAUCGGCUCUACCUUACCUCGAUAGGAGUCUGGUUCUUCGCUCUCUUCGUCAUCUGCGGGAUGUUUUUCGCCGUAACGAUGAAGUUCCCCAACAUCUGGGCGACGUGGUGGGUUGACUCUCUGACCAAACAGUCUGCGAGCCGAAGUAUCAGUCUCUGGAUGGCCCUUUAUGCUCUCCUUGGUUGCCUUCCUCCCAUCGUGCUGGCCGUAUGGCUCAGCCUCCUGAUGCUAAAGUUGGUCCCCAUGUCGGGUCUCGAGUUCCAUGCGCAGCUGCUGAGGACAGUCCUCGCCGCUACGUUCCGAUGCGCCAGUAGAUGUGACUUUGGGGAUGUGAUGAAUCGCUUUAACCAGGACAUUGGACUUAUCGACUCCCGGCUACCUCUCAACCUGCUUAACACAAUUUCGGCCCUGUUCUUAUGUAUUACACAGCUCUUCAUUGUGGUCACAGCUGCCAUUUACGCGUUGGGCGCUUUGCCUAUCUUGCUUGCGGUGCUUUCCGUCUUGCAAAUGGUCUACCUGCGGACAUCGAAGCAGGUACGACAGCUUGAUAUACAAUCCAAGGCCGCACUGCAUGCCAGCAUAGCCGAGCUUCACGAAGGUCUGAUCACCAUCAGAGCACACAAGUUGCAGCGAGCCAAGCACGCAUCAUUUUUGGAUAAACUCGAACUCUCUCAGCGCCCGUUCUAUACAAUGUACAUCAUUCAGGUCUGGCUCCAGCUUGUGUUGAAUAUGAUCGUGGCGGGUCUUUCUACAGCUGUGGUUGGCUUGGCGGUUGGCAUGCGGACAUCAACGUCUGCCAGUAACAUUGGCCUAUCUAUGCUCAACAUUGUCACGCUGGGGCAAUCACUCGAAGAACUGCUAGAGCCAUGGACACAGAUGGAGACUUCUCUGGCCUCAAUUGCUCGGAUCAAGUCUUUCGAAUUGGAUACACCUCAAGAACAUCUUAGCAGCAAUGUAUUGAGUGUCACAAGCGACUGGCCCAAGAAUGGCGUGCUGGAUAUCCACGGCUUGUGGGUGACGUACUCCCCUGAGAGCGAGAAUCCUGAAUGGGCAUUGCAGAAUGUGACACUUUGCAUUGCUGCCGGCCAAAAGGUGGCCAUCUGCGGCAGAACGGGUUGCGGCAAGUCAACGCUUUUACUGAGCAUUCUGGCACUCCUAGAGCCAUCACAAGGGGCCAUCGUACUGGACAACAUAGACGUUGCUCGUGUGCCACAGGAGACUCUGAGGACCAGAAUCGUCACUGUGCCACAAGAGCCAUACUUGCACGGAGACAGCGUUCGCGCUGCUGUGGAUGCUGCAAGUGACCAGGCACUCUGGGAUGCGUUGCAGGCAUGCGGGCUCGUUGAGAAGGUUCAGGCGAAUGGUGGCGUGGAUUCCUCACUUGCAGCUUUGAGCUUGUCCACAGGAGAAAUGCAGCUCCUAGUCUUGGCUCGAAGGAUAACUCACGCGGGAAGAGCUGAAGGUGGACUAAUUUUGCUCGACGAGUCUACAAGCAGCAUUGAUCGUGUGGCGGCACAUGCCAUGUUGAAGCUGGUCCGUACGCGACUUGCAUCCAAGACAGUACUUUCGAUUCUACACGAUCUCGAUGCUGCAAUGGAAUUCGACCGGUUUAUAGUACUCGAGGGGGGGAUGGUGAGUUGUGAUGGAAGCCCUGCAGACGUGCUGCGGGAGUCUGAAUUGUUCUUGUCGAUGCGGAGGUCUUGA
Molecule: messenger RNA, 4413 nt
Organism: Fulvia fulva
Lineage: Eukaryota; Fungi; Ascomycota; Dothideomycetes; Mycosphaerellales; Mycosphaerellaceae
Product: ABC multidrug transporter B
Exons: 9
Coding region: 1-4413 (1470 amino acids)
Biological process (GO): transmembrane transport
Cellular component (GO): membrane
Molecular function (GO): ATP hydrolysis activity; ABC-type transporter activity; ATP binding
Source: RefSeq, a predicted model, not a curated record